Molecule: messenger RNA, 1011 nt
Organism: Closterium sp. NIES-65
Lineage: Eukaryota; Viridiplantae; Streptophyta; Zygnematophyceae; Desmidiales; Closteriaceae
Source: the annotation of a GenBank genome assembly
AUGUGGAAGGCGGCCGACUUCGUAGAGGAAGAUAUGGUGUACGCGUGCGUUGACGUGCUCGUGAUGGAGGCAAUGCGCCACCUGAAAACCAUAGAGGCCAAGAGCACGCUCAAGUCCUACACCUCAUGGAUAUACGACUACAAAAGGUGGGUGGCGAAGAUGCUUAAAAAAAAAGGCGACAAACUGCCGACAGCAGAACACACGAGGCAAGUCGACGAGAUAGGGCACUGGACACACAACAACAAGAGCAAAGAUUGGGACAACGAGAAGGUGGUCAAGCGGAAGCACAUAUGGCUGCACGGCCCCGGGGUCACUAUUACACGGCUGCGCGCCUACAUCAAGUCCAUGAGGCGGGAGAACAAGAUCGACGUCGAAACGAACGCGCCAGUGCAAGCCUACACGGUGCACAUGAUCCUCGGCCGCAUCAAGGCCUGCCAGAUGGCGGCGAGGGUGGAGGCGACGCUCUACAAGGAGAAGGAGUUGGGCAUCAUGCGGGAAAUCUCGGUGGUCCGGUUGGAGGUGCGGGUCAUGGUCCGCACGAAAGAUCAGAGGGACAUCAACCUCACGCGCGGUGCAAGCAUCCGCGAGAUAACGCUCCCCGACAUCUUCCUGUACCGACUGUCGAGCACCUCAUCGGUGAACCCGGAUAACCAGCCGGUCGUCAUGGUGGUCGCCGCGCGGAACUCGAAGACAUCGACGGAUGCGCGUCUUCAACAGAGCUACGCCGCGCGGCACUUCGAAGCGGAGUUGUGCACCGUCGGCAAGACCUGGCUGUGGUUACACUUCGUCCUCGACCAGAUCGGCCAGUUUCACGGCGUCGACCUCAUUCCGCCGGUCGACACCAGCACACGCGAGCUCUGGUACAAGAAGCACCUGUUCUUCGCCCGCAACGACCCCGAGCGGGGCGAACUCUCAGCUCCCAGCCACCAGCGAUGGACGAGGCAGAUGUGGAAGACGAACGGGGUGUUCUGCGAGCGGAACGUCCAUGCCGCUCGGGUAGGCGGGGCGUAG